This is a messenger RNA of Pangasianodon hypophthalmus (striped catfish), 6983 nucleotides long. RefSeq names its product insulin-like growth factor 1 (gene igf1). The transcript has 6 exons. Gene Ontology annotation, molecular function: hormone activity; growth factor activity. Gene Ontology annotation, cellular component: extracellular region. Bases 720 to 1256 code for a protein of 178 amino acids. The record is from RefSeq and is a predicted model, not a curated record. Lineage: Eukaryota; Metazoa; Chordata; Actinopteri; Siluriformes; Pangasiidae.
UUUAAAGGUACAUCAGUGCUCUGGUUAUGUACCUUUUAAAGGUGUAAACAUGGUACCACCACGUCGACAAGGGGGGGGGGGGGAGAAGAAAAGUAGAGUUUGGUAGCUUUAUUUCUCAGGGUGUAAGCGUAGGAACUAGACUGAAGCUGUGUAAACACUUUAGGUGUUAAUUCAACCCUGGUUUUUUUUUCUGUGUGUGAAAAUAUAAAGUGCGUAAAAGAGGUUGGGAAUAAAGGACGCGUAAAAGCGCACGUCGCGUGACAGUUUUCCACGCAGUGUUUCGGGUGGCACUGUGAGUUCCCAAGAGGAAUCGAGCAGGAUCUUUGGACAGAUCAAAAUUCAGUCCUGUUCUAAGAAACGGGGGAGGGAUGACGUAAUUUGAAAUCGGGCCCAAAAAUCCUCAGCGAAUAACUUAGCGCGCACGAGGCAGCGGGCGAGUGCUGCCCCAGCUGUUUCCUGUUGAAAAUGUCUCCGUAAUGUAGAUAAAUGUGAGGGAUUUUCUCCACUAAAUCCGUCUCCUGUCCGCUAAAUCUCACGUCUCCGAAUCGAGCCUGCGCAAUGGAACAAAGUCGGAAUAUCGAGACGUGACACCGGCACCGCGUUUCCUCCUCGCCGCUUCUUUUCUCGCAGCUUUUUUUUUUUUUUUUUUUUUUUUUAAAUUAAUUUAUCUUUUAUUUUAAUGACUUUGGAACAAGUGUUUUCUUCGGACAGACGCUGGGAUGCCUAGAGGACAUUUGGGUGAUGUCCUAAAGUGGACCAUGCGCUGUGUGUCUCGCGGCCGCGCGCUCGCCCGGCUGCUGCUGCUGCUGUGCGCGCUCGCGCUGACGCCGGUGGCGGCGAGGGCGGGGCCUGAGACUCUGUGCGGGGCGGAGCUCGUGGACACGCUGCAGUUUGUGUGCGGGGACCGAGGCUUUUAUUUCAGCAAGCCAACAGGCUACGGCCCCAACUCGCGGCGCUUGCACAACCGUGGCAUCGUAGACGAAUGCUGCUUCCAGAGCUGUGAGCUGAAACGACUCGAGAUGUACUGCGCACCAGUCAAAUCUGGUAAAGCGCCACGAUCGGUACGAGAGCAACGGCACACAGACACGCCCAAAACACCAAAGAAACCUAUAUCUGGUCACAGCCAUACAUCUUGUAAGAGAGAGAAAAAAGAGAGGAUGGUGAGGGAACGUCUGUUUAUAGCUGCUAAAACGAGGUCCAUCAGAAAAACUCAAGCCGAGGGAACACCGGGGGGAGGAACUAUCGAAUGUAGUUAAGAGAAGGAUGAGUGGAACUAAAGGACAGUGCCAAGAAGGGAAGCAAGAACAAGUAGAAGCUUACCUGGUCUUCAAGAGGAGUGGUUCACUCUAACAGCAAAAAAAUAAAUAAUAAUAAUAAUAAUUAAAAAAAAAAAAAAGGAUAACGGACCAGCUCUAUGUACAUACACCCCUUACGACUGACUAUUUUAGACACUGCACCAUUCCACACCUGGGAGGGACAACAUCUGUCCAAACAGCAAAAUUAAUAUAGCUGCUAAAAAGUGUAAUAUAAUAGCGGCUGCUACAUAUUAUGGCAGUGGGAAACCUCCUGUAUAAGAGAGCCACUGGAAACUUUAAUUGACCCAAACUGUUUCAAGGCACCACUUCCUGAUGGGUGGGAUAGAGCCAGUGGGUCACUGGAGGAGAGGUGAAGGUUUUUCUGUGUCAUGGGUGAAGUGAACGUUGCAACGGUCCCUCCCACAUACACACACAAACACACAGACAUGCCUUCGCAAUUAAUUCCAGAUUGCUGCAAUCCAGUGCAAAAUGCAAGUUGGCAGAAUUUCAGCACCAUUUCUGAUUAAGCUUUAGUCGAAGACAGUACACAAGCUCUAGCACUGAUGAAGAAUAUCUUUGUUUUUUAUGUUUUGGUUUGUUUUCGACAAGAAAAAGAGCUUAAUCAGAAUAAUUCAAGAGCUGUUUAGACAGAAUAUUGUUAAAAGCAGAUGGUACACUUUCAGGAUGAGAACAUGGCUAAGCAGGAGGAUCUCUUUUUGUUUUUACAUAAAAAGAGUAACAGAAACCUUCUGCAAAGGUUAUAGAAGAUUAUGGAGUGGCAAUUCUGACAAAGACAGCUGAGAUCAACUUGUUCAGCUUCAAGAAGCGUUGUUGCUUCGAUUAUAAAACAUCAGACUGCAUGACUGGUUAUAAAGCCAACAUUUUCACCAAAGCAUGUACACCGCAUACAACAAUAAGCAUUUUCACUAAAGCCUACCAAUAUUAUACAAAAGAUGCAAGCAAAACCCAGUGAAACUUCCGACACAACCAACAUGUUUGCUAAAUACAGGGGUGGACAAAUCAGUAGCCCGAUUUUGUGUCCGAGCCUUUAGUUUUUAAAUCAUAGUUGCCCAGAGCAAGAAACUAAAACCUGCUCCUGAUUAACUAUCACGAAACAAGCGUUUUUUUUUUUUAAGUUGGUACAUAGCUAUGCUUUAACAUAACGCAUUUGUUAUGACGAAACUCAGUGCUGUAACUAUAACACAAGCUUCCAAAUGCCACGACCUGCUGCACUACACACAUUGGAUAAGGCGCGAUGUAGCUGUUGGUAGAAUUAUUUUUUUUUUACUGAUUGUGGAACAAAAAGUUGGACCCAAAACCGUCAUCUAACGCUCCUGACUGCUACACGUAUUCACCUUACGGCUAAACAUAAUAAACUCGAACAAAAUCUUUCACGUGCAAUACGUGGCGAGAAGCCCGUACAGCCAAAAUGUCAGUCAACAACUUGCUGACUCUGCAUUAAGGAUGCAAACAUAACCUUUGUUAGAAGACUAUAAUAAUCAUAAACUUUGUUCGUUACUCUUAGUCUGUAUUAAUGCACUUCAAUAGCUAACAAGCUCACGAUAUGUUAUUACAUUAUGUUAGCUACCACUUCUUAGCCGUCACUUAGGUUAAACAUGGGACUGGGAAGCAUAUUAUGGGCUAACUAAUGAAUUUAGGAUUUGUCCAUCCCUAUAAAUAAAGUUCCCACAAGACCACCACUUCACCACCUCUGAGGAACCAGGCUCCACACGGAGCCCAACGUUCUUCUGGAGGAUUCUUCUAAUCCAACAGCCUGCUUUGGGAAAUCCGGACUGUGACAUUAAUGUUCUUUUGCGUAGUUAGUGAAUCUUCUUUCCAAAAUCCAAGAUUUACACAAUCACACUGUCCUCUGUGUAGCCAUCUCUGUAUUCAAUAAUCCUAUUUAUGUUAACCAUCUCAUUUCCUUUUUUUUUUUUUUUGGUCGUUCAUUACUUUACUGUUAUACGUGAUGCUGUCAUAUAACAGAACAAUAUAAGAACUCUACCCACUAUAUAAUGGUGCUAUUUUGUAGUAUAGUAUAAGGGUUGGCGAAACGUGAUCUGGGUGAGGGCGGGAUUGGGGGCAGGGAAUGUGAACUGAAGUUUUGGAUGUUUGGAUAUGGAGGUCUUCCCUUUUUUUGCACAGCCUUGUGGGCACCAGUCUAUUAAUGCUCUUUUUAAAUUUUUAGGUAAUGAUGUAUGCAAGCUAAUGUAUUUGUGUAAAAUCUGUGAAUGCAUGGUGGAAAAACGUGUUGUGAUCCCGCAAUUUUUUUUUUUUUUUUUUUUUUUACCAUUUUAAGUUAUUGAUCUUUGGACUUAAUCAAGAUCCCUAUGCCAAAUAACUAAAGAGAAAACACUGUGAACUACGAACUUCCAGUCCUAUUUAAGUUUUAAACAGCAGCUAUGUUUACAUGCGAAGAUUUUCACUAGUGCGAAUGAAUUCACUCCGAUUUUAGAUAACGUGUGAACUGUUUAUAUGUAUCCUAAACUGGGCGGUGUGUAGACAAUCUCCGUUUAUAUGCAUGCAAUUCGAUCCAAAGUUACACACAUGCGAGGAGCAAGGUUUAGUAUCAACGUUACUAUAACAACAAAGUGCAUGAGAGUUCAGUCAAUAAAUUCAGCUUUAUAAUCACAGUGCUUUUUUAAUGAGUUUUUUUUUUUUUUUUUACUUUGCCCUCCCCCACUUUUCUCCUUAAUUUCGAUACCUGCUAAUUCUCCCAAUCAUAUGACAGCUACCAACCGAGAAGGGUGAAGGCUAACAUGUACUUCCUCCAAGACAAACACAUCUUUUUCAAACUGCUGCUCAUGCUGCGUCACAGGAUGGUGUACCACACUCGAAGGAAAGCGCUAUCUGCCCUCUUUUGCAUACAUGAGCUCACAGAUGCCCAUGAUUGGCCAGUGUCACUGUGAUUGACAGGGGAGAAGAAGUAUGCCACCCUUCCCAUCCAGAGAGCACAGCCAAUUUUGCUUUCUUGGCUCCCUGGCCAGGCAAUCUCCAGAUGAUGGGGCAAAAACUUUUCUAUUGCACCAUUCAGAAGCAUAUUUUUGAAUUAUUUAAAUUAAAUUAUUUACGUCUCUUAAACAGUCAUCCAGAAGUCAUUAUUACAGCGAGAGAAUUUGGGAUUGUAGGGCUGUAGUCAACACCGCCAUUGACAAGUCCAAGACCAGGACUAGCAAUACCGAGUCUUAAUGGGGUCGAGGCCAAGUCAAGACCAAGUCUAAAAACCGUCAAAUCCUUUCUGAUGCCAAGCCUUUACUUCAACUAGCUUGCUUCAUUCGUGCUUCAUUGCGCUAAUGAUUAGGCUAUUUCCUAUUACGUUUUGUGAAACUUUGUGCAGGCAAAAUGAAAAGACAACACAAACAUUAUUUUUACAAACUCUCAGCCGAGACCAAGACCAAAUUUUGCAAAACCAGUGCCCAAGACCGAGACAAUUAGGAUUAUCAGGAUUAUUAUAAAUUGGAUAAUGGAUUAUUAGGCUGCAUGUAAACAUAGCUAGUGUAGCUUUCCCUACACUACAUUACAAUACAUUUUUUUAGGUUUGGAUUUAAGACUUAGGAUUUGGCACUGACUUGCAGUAAGAAAGGCACUGAAGGGUAUAACACCGUCCUUGGUUGUAGGUUCAGAAUUUCUUUUCGCACUGUAAUCACUUCAAGUCUGUUUCUAUUUGAUCUUAAAAACUUUAUUAUCCAAGCAGCUGAAUGUAGGUUCCAGCCUGACCUGUUUUAUUUAUUACACUUAUUAAAAUGAUCUCCAACAUUUUGCAAAUAGAGUCGGUCUAAAAUGUUAUCUGGUUAAUGGAUAAAAUUUUAAGCUAGCUAAGCUUGGCAUGCUCAUUUGGGUUAUUACAACGAAUAAGUAUUCGUAAUUUACUGGAAAGGCCUACUACCCAAGGCUUUUACUUGGGAAUUUUGGGGAAAUCUUGUAGUAUUCUGCUUAAGAGUUUUAUUCCUCUUCCAACAUUCUACAAUAAUGAACAAUUUUGCAAUAAAUGGUUCACAGUUACAAAUAAGCAGAUAGACAUUCCAAAAUUUAUAGGUCGACUAUAAACUAUCUUGUUCACUGGUUUCUGUUUUUUUUUCUCUCCGAAGUGGGCAUAAUUAUUAUUUUUUUGUUACCAGUAAUCAUGCUAGCACACAUAAAAAGCUCUAUUUAAUUCUACUCAGCCACAGUAUCUAUAUCCAUAUCCAUAUCGUACAUAAAAAUAGAAGUGUAAGCAUUUUUCAAGUUACAUAGCAAAAUACAAAUUCUAAAGAUACCAAAGAUUUUGAAUAGCUAGGACUGAUAUUGUGUGUCCCUGUUUGUUACUAAAUUAAUUUCAUGUCACUUUUUGAAAAUGGUUUUUAAUGUAUUGUAAAUGGAAUAAGGUCAAGAUAUUUCUCAAGCUGUUUGGAUAUGAUGAAAUGGUACAUUUAUGAUAAAUUAAGAGUUCACAGUGAUGGAGCUGCUUCAAGUUGUACAGUACAUUGUUAUUGUCAUCAUCAUGCUUUAACAUAUCUCACAAAAAAGUUUUUUUGAGGAAUAUGGAAUGGCAAAAUUGUGAGUUUUUUUGGUCCCAUUUUAUAUUGUGUCUAAUAACUGUGUAGUUACAUGUUAGCUAUAUAAGGCACUAUAAUGUGUAGUGUAACUGCUGAGAAUGUAACCCUGCGCUCACACUAGGUGUACAUGUGCAACACAGUACCGCAAUUUCAGCAACGGUGCAACAUUUGAAUUGAGAUUUUUUUCAAUUAUGUGCAAAUUAGAUAUGACAAAUGAGAGAUAAAUCCAGACAAUUGGCUUGAAUGAUUCCUCAGACUAAUCCUAUGGUGCUGGUGGUUCGUUUCCUAGCUCACAACUUUAGUCCAUACCUGCAAUUAGUGCCUGUUUACUGUCUCAAAAAUGGAAUAAAAAUUCGUAACUGUGGUUUCAUCUGAUCCUGUCAUUCAUAUAUGACCUCUCAGUAAAUGUGUAUAGAGACAUUACAGAGAAAAUAAAGCUUGGAAGAAAGUAGCUGAAUGCACGUAGCCAGUAAGGUUAGCUUGCUUUGCUAAUCUGCUAAGUGAGCUAGUACGAAGCAAAGUAUAUGAAAUGAAUUUUUUUUUUACAUUGAUUGGGGCGUUAUUUUAUUUGUCAGCUGUAGGCUGUACAUUUUGUCCACUACCAUUUCUCAGACAAACUCCAAGUGACUUGCUCGUGUAAACGCAGGGUUAUGCUGUUACAGAUGGAUUACAGAAGUAAAUCUUACAUAAAUAAGCACAUUUUCAAUUGUAUGUUGACAUUUUAAAAGUUAUUUUAUAGUCUUUUCUAUCAUUUCCAGGCUAUAUUUUAUGUUAUAACAUGCAAACCCACCAAAAUAGGGUUAUUAUGCUAGGGUUAUUAUCUAAAAUGCUAAUCAACACUCCUGCUACGUACUGUCAAGAUCCAAAACUGAAGUUGAUACAAAUGUGUAUAUAAAUAUAUUUCCUUCUGUAACAGUGCAGAUAUUAUCGGUAGUCACAUUAUAGUUGCCUGUAUAGUUUAACUCCACAGGUAAAAGAGACACGUAAUUUUAAACUGUCGUAAAAUCAAAUUGAAUUUUUUUUUUCCACAUUGAGAAUUUUUUGUCUUUUGUAAUGAGGCUUCCAUGACUGGUGAUGUGUUGUCUUCUCUAGACAAUAUGGAAAUAACUGACAGACUGUUCACCAUUCCUGCUGAAUAAACCACUUGUCAAUA